Messenger RNA from Sclerotinia borealis F-4128, 321 nucleotides. The record is from the annotation of a GenBank genome assembly. NCBI's taxonomy places the organism in Eukaryota, Fungi, Ascomycota, Leotiomycetes, Helotiales, Sclerotiniaceae.
AUGUCGACCACAACAACGGAUAGUUCCAUUACCAUCUCUGCCCUUCAGACACUGGCCGAAUAUGACAUCCACCACACCGGCGAAGAAGUAGUCACAAGUGGCAUAACAUCACCAAAUACUUCAAAUGUACCAACAAUUGUCGAAAAUCCCCCCUCCUGGCCCCAAAAUCAACAUCGAGUACCCAAUCAUCGACCGAUAAAUCGACAUCUUAAUUUCUCAGAGCGACCGAAUGGAAGUAAUGGUGCAGAGAGGGUUUUUAUCACCGUCAUGUUCACUGGAGUUGCUUUGAAUGCUGUGAGUCGACUUCUCAGAGGAUUGUGA